Messenger RNA from Centruroides sculpturatus (bark scorpion), 1298 nucleotides. RefSeq names its product glutamate receptor ionotropic, delta-2-like. The transcript is spliced from 9 exons. Gene Ontology annotation, cellular component: membrane. NCBI's taxonomy places the organism in Eukaryota, Metazoa, Arthropoda, Arachnida, Scorpiones, Buthidae. Gene Ontology annotation, biological process: monoatomic ion transport. The record is from RefSeq and is a predicted model, not a curated record. Gene Ontology annotation, molecular function: glutamate-gated receptor activity. The coding region runs from base 1 to 1287 and encodes 428 amino acids.
AUGUUUGACAAUCAACCAAGCAUUAAUCUUAAUGGUUCUCUUCUAAAAGUCGCUAGUAUGACGAGAGAACCAUAUCAGAAAGUUAAUUGCUGCAUGAAAAAGUGCACAGGGGAAGGAUUCAGCUUCGAAAUCAUCAAUAAAAUGGCAGAAUAUUUUAACUUUACUUAUGAAAUUAUUAUACCGAUCCAUAAAGUUUACGGUUCAAAAUUACCCAAUGGAACUUGGAUAGGAAUUAUUGGAAUGCUUGCAAAUAAUGAAGCAGAUAUUGCUGCAAUUCCUCUUACGGUGAUUCAAGAGAGAAAGGAAGUUGCAGUUUUCUCCACUACUCUUUUCAAAGACAGUAUUAAUAUUCUUAUGAAACAACCAAGUGCAAGUGGUAAUGCUGGUGCUUUGCUUUCUCCGUUUAACCUCUACGUUUGGAUUAUCCUCAUCGUUUUUUCUAUUCUAAUGGGUCCACUCGUUUAUUUAUUGCAACAUAUUCAUUAUAAAUUGAUUAUCGUGGAGGAAGAACCGGACAAAAGGAAUGAUUAUAAAUUAAUUGAAUGCUUUUGGUUUGUUUAUUCUGCAUUAAUUAGACAAGGCAGUGAACUGAAUCCAAGUUAUGAUUCCACUCGCAUACUGUUUGCGGCUUGGUGGUUAUUCACUUUGGUGAUUACCACGUUCUAUACAGCAAAUCUUACAGCUUUUUUGAGUCUAGAAACAUAUGCAGUAGAGAAGGAUUUACAUGGAAUCUUGGAUCAUACAGAUAAAAAGUGGAUUGCCAGAAAUGGAUCUGCUCUUUAUAUUAAUACAUUAAAAGGAGAAGAACCGAUAUUUUCAAUUUUGAAGAAAUCUUUAAAUGAAAAUAGAGGCUUAUUUUUAACGGAAGACAAUAAGAUUCUGCAACUUGUUUUAGAAAAGGAUUAUGUAUUCCUUCAGAAUUCAUUCGCUCUAAACUUCAUAGCACAAAGAGAAUUAAUGAAGCAUAACAAAUGCAUGUUUGUGACUACUGGAUUUAAAUUUUUCAAGAAUUCUUAUAGUUUUGCUUUUUCUAAAACUAAUAAAUAUAUCAACGAAUUUAACCAUUUUUUUCAAUUAAUUACAAGAACGGGAUUAUUAUCCAAGUGGAUCAUACAACAUUUAAUACCGGCUCACACCUGCACACUUUCCUCUGCAACUGGAUAUAAUUCUUUCGAGCUUGCUUUAUCAUUACGAGAUAUUAUAGGUGCUUUUAUAGUAUAUUUAAUUGGUAUGGCAGUAUCGAUUGUUGCAUUUCUAAUGGAAAAAAUUUGGAAAAGAGAAAAAUAAAAUUUUAUUAA